GAAGAAACAGUUCGGGCAAUGCUGGUAUUCAAAAAACAGGCAGAGCAACUUCGACAAGAAAAAGCUGCUUUAACUCUAGCUUUCGAGAACCGUUGCCAGCAGUACCAAUGCACGAUUAGUCGUCUGAACAUAGAAAUAGCAACUCUCAGACAUCAGUUGGAGCAAGCGGGCAGAGAUAAUAAUCCCGAAGGAAUUCUACAGGCUCACGCCGCUGCUUUACAGAGACAGGCAGAGGAGUCCAGGAAGCAGUACGAGAAGUGUUUGGAUGACGUGGCCAAUCAAGUGGUCAGGGCUUUGUUGGCGCAAAAGGGUUUAAAGGAGGAAGUUGGCACUCUGAACAACCGAAUCGAAGAACUGGAGACCCAGAACCGAGCUCUAGCAUCGAUGUUAGUGCACCAGCUCAGGGGGGACACCCCCUCUACCCCUGCGGACCUGGACCACUACUCGAAAGAGUGGUCUGCAGCCGAAGAUAGGCAAAAGGACAACAAGGACGCUUCUGCUGAUUCUCCUUCGCCAGUGACCGCCAUGGAGGCUAGUACCAAUGUGAAGCAUUGCAACUCCUUCAAUUCGGAAGUGCUGGAAGAGAGCCCCAAUGGCGAUAAUUGUGAUAGCAAGGCUGUUUUGAGUGUUGAUAAGAGGUUGUCAGCUGAUACGGCCAGUAUAUUGGACACUCGACUUUCAUUGGAAGACAAAAAAAGGCAUCACGUAUUGACAAAACUGUGGACAGAACUGAAGGGGACUGAAGUAACUCCAAAAAAACUACUAGAAGCACUCAGUGCAGUGGAUUCUGCCUUAUGGGUGCCCCCAAAAAGGCCCGUGUCGCUGAAUCUACACCUACCAAUUCUGCAAACUACAAAAUAUCGGAGAUCUCGACCAGUAUUAGCACAAUCGACGUCGAAAAGUGAAGAAGAAACCACGGGAAACGAAUCUCCCGAGAGCGGAAACAGGGACGAAGGCUACUCCACCAUGUCCUCCGAUGUUCAAGCAGACGUCACAAGAGGAUCGGGGGAUGCGACGUUACCACGGAGAGGUUUGGAAGACCUGAAAGAAGCCAGCGACGAGACCGAUGUGUCCGAUACUAGACUCCUAGUCAGCGACAAUAAGGAUCCUGAUAUACUUUACAUUCCUCUGAACCUCCUCAACCUCAACCAAAGAAAUAGUUUUCCACCCAGUAAAGACAUCCUGCCGUUCCAACACAUCAUGAGGAGUUUUUCUGAUUCCCAUCUGUGUAUAAAAAUCACCACUGCACCAUCACCGUGUUAUACUUUUAGCUCAACAAUUUCCAGCAGUCCUUCAAUUUUUUUAGUGGACAUUACUGAUAAGUCCAUGAAUCCACUGCGAAGGACCAGAGGCACAAAUACUUUAUGGGGCAAUGCAAACUUGGAAGUCUGCCCCGAAGACAAAACCUCCCAGCUUUCCUGGUCCAGCAUCGCCGAAGAACGCCUAGAGUGCACCACUUGGGACGCCGAGUAUAUCCAGCAGUGGCUGAGACUCGACGAGACCCGAUCAGCCCUACAGCAGCAGCACAGAGACAUGCUAGAGCUCGAGUACGAUCGAGCAGAGCUAGAAGACUGGAGCUUGAGCUUGUCCAGUGAUGAUCUGCGGGACCAGUGGAAGAAAACAGAUGCAGUGACUCCCGGACAGAUCUCCAUCUCCACCCUGCCGAGCAUCCAAGAGAACAACACGCUUGAGCUAGAGGAAGACUCCAACGAGUGUCUCUGGAACAACUCCAGCUACAUGAUGGACAAGGAGGGGCGGGAGCUGGUGACGCUGCUGAUGGACGGGCCGAACGGGGAGAAACAGUGGCCCUACGCUGUGGCGAAUAUCGUACACCAGCAGAAUUCUCCGGAGAAUAGCUGGUCCAGCGGUGGGUCCGACUGUUGCAACUCCCACGAACAGGAAACUUAUUCGAAGAGGUCUUCGGUCGCGUUGAGUGGGUCCAGCGAUGAUACCGGGGAGUUGCCUGCUAUCGGGACGGAUUUCACGAGGGAUUUCUACAGGUUAGUCAAAUUUGAGAGCACUAAAAGUUUGGCUUCGACUUCAUCGCGGAGUCUCGGCGGAGCCUUAAGCGACCACGGAGAUCGAGAAGCGACCCUACAGAACGUCCUCACCUUCAUAGCGGAACAGCAGAAAUACGUCCACUGCCGAGAGGUCAUCACCCGUCCCUGUUCCGUGAACGAAAUAACCAAAGAUUUCAGUAUAGAAGGGCCCCCGCAGCAGUACGAAGAGGUUAAGAUAUGCGGUAGCGAUUAUAGCAUUCCAAAGAGCGAUUCAAAGUCUAGCGACAACGAGAACUACGUCACUCUGAAGCAGUUGUGCGAGGAGUACGGGCUGAAGGAGAAGGAGAGUGCCGACAGUAAAGACAAUAAGGACAGCAUUGCGGACAGCAUAAAACAGAACAUUGCGUACGCGGCUGAGGUUUGCCUAGUGACUCCCAUAGAUGUGGAAAGUGAGAAUUGUUCCAACAUCAGUGAGCACCCUGUAGACAUUUGCAGUAGCAUAAGCGUCGAGAUAACCUCUUUAGAGUACCAAAGCAGCGUGUUGAAAGACGGUGACGAAAUCAAGGAGGCGGAGGAGAAGAAUGUAGAUAGUGAUAAAGUAAUGAGCGACUUGACCAAGUCUAGUGAUACGACUUUCAGUGAUAUUUCUACGAAUAAUUGUACAAGUGAAUCAUUGACUUCCAGUGUUAGCACGCCAGAGACUAUAGUUUCGAAAAUUCCCAGGAGGAGAACUCCGUCUAGGAUUCCCGUAAGCCCAGCGAGAGUCAUAGCUGUAAAUAAUAGUAACAAUAACAAUAAUAACAAGGAGAACCUGCAAGAUACCAAGAUACCAAAGAGCAAGAUACCACAUAAGAGCAACAAACCGAAAUUGAAGAAAAUCAUUCAUGUCCAACAGAACAACACCCCACAACACAUCAUAACCUCAGAAAAGCUUCCCCAAAGCACUUCUGGUGUUCUGAGCAACAUAAUCGAAGGACCGCCUCACAGGGCUGUCAGUUUUCACGAAAGAGCCACCUCCAAGGAUGUGAUAGAUGAGUUGAACAGAAUGAUCAAGAGCGGAGACGAAAACGUGGCCAGCCAAGAAGCCAGUGAAGAUUCAAAAGCAACAAGAUUGGAUCAAGCUUGUCGCCCUACUGGAUGGGUACAUGUGGAGAAGGAUAUUGAUCUGACUGAUCCGAAGGCAAGAGCAAAUUUACUGGAUGUUAUGAUGGCUUCUGUAUCUAGUGAGUCCUCUCCUACAUCAUCUUGCGGGGGUAGCGUUGCCAGUGAUUCGACAGAAGAUCCUCCUGAUUAUGGCCACCUCCACAGGAUUCAUAAAUACCACCGGCAAAAGAAAGCCCACGCUGUUAGGCCCGAAAUGGCCGUCGUGAGAGCUGCCCUGCCUCUAGCUCGCCCCACCAUCAUCGGUCGACCCGAUUUCUUCGUUCGAUACGGCGACAAGGAGAGAGAAGCUGUAGCUUCCUUCGAUUUUCUGGACGAGCUGAGCACGACCAGUAGCUCCGUCAGUUGUUCCAUUGAAGAGGUUCUGGAGGAAGAAGAAGAGGCGUUCGGAGAAACUGGGCGUGUCGUAGUUAGUCAGGUUUGAGAACAUAACCUCAAUCAUAGCGUUCCUUUAGGGGCGCUUUUCUCGAGCCGAAAAUAUCACAUUCAUGUUUAUAUCUCGACAAUAUUUCAGCAUACCUAUAUUAAAAAGAAGUAUUUCAUGAAUG
Molecule: messenger RNA, 3709 nt
Organism: Leptinotarsa decemlineata (Colorado potato beetle)
Lineage: Eukaryota; Metazoa; Arthropoda; Insecta; Coleoptera; Chrysomelidae
Source: RefSeq, a predicted model, not a curated record